Molecule: messenger RNA, 1377 nt
Organism: Acaromyces ingoldii
Lineage: Eukaryota; Fungi; Basidiomycota; Exobasidiomycetes; Exobasidiales; Cryptobasidiaceae
Exons: 6
Coding region: 4-1377 (457 amino acids)
Biological process (GO): glycolipid biosynthetic process
Cellular component (GO): plasma membrane; mitochondrion; lipid droplet
Source: RefSeq, a predicted model, not a curated record
ACCAUGUCGAGGACCCACUUGUGCGUGCUGGGGGCCACGGGCUUCACCGGCAAAAGGGUUGCAUAUGAGCUGGCCUCGCAGAUCUCGACGCUACACGCCGAGAACAAAGGCUUUACGUGGUCGAUUGCCGGCCGUCGUGCCUCUGCGCUUGAAGAGGUGCUCGCACAGAUCAUGAAGAUUGUGGGCGCAGCCGACGGAAAGGACAGCGACAAUACCGAAAAGGGCCUGCUGCCUCGAAUCAUCUCUGGCGUCGACGUCACCGACGUGGGCUCGCUCGUCAAAAUGGCAAGCCAGACGACACUAGUGCUUAACUGUGUGGGUCCCUUUGCUGAGCUGGGCGAGAAUGUGGUCAAGGCCGUUCUGGACGCUUCCGAGGCGACUGGCCAGGUCACGCACUAUGCCGACGUGACGGGCGAGACCUACUUCAUCGAAAGGAUGGUCCGUCUGUACCGCGACCGUGCCGCGAAGCUGGGAUGUACGAUCAUUCACGCUGCAGGCGUCGACUCGAUCCCGACCGACAUUGGCGUGCUGUACGCCAAGAUGCAGCUCGGCGCCGAUGUUGUUCCCGCAGGAAUCGAGAUGGGCUUCACGCUUCAGAGCGAGGGACGGAUGACAUUCAACUUUGCUACUUAUGCCUCUGCUGUCGCUGGGUUCGCCAGUCGCAAAGAGCUAAGCGCCAACAGGAAGCAGCUUUUCUCGGCGCUCCCUCGAGCCACGCCCCUGGCAGUGGAAAAGGGCCUGUCGACGGGUGCCGUCAAACCAAAAAAGUCACUUGGCGGUCUCGUGCAGUACCACGACGGCUUCCAUUCUCAUGUCAUGCCCUUUUUCUUCACCGAUCCGGCCGUGGUGAGAAUGUCGCAGAGCCUGAUGCUCGAAGCCGAGGUCAAAGACUUCCAGCCUAUCUCGUUUGUCGGCUACUUUACCCUCCCGUCGCUCCUUGCCCAGCUCGUCGUCAUUGUCUUUCUCACCCUCUUUGCGGGCCUGUGCGACUUUGCCUUUGGCCGCGCUCUCCUGCUGCGCUACCCCUCCUUCUUCAGUGGCGGCCUCUUCAGCAAGCAGGGUCCCACCCAGGAACAGAUCGACCAGACGUCCUUUACUGUCACGCUGAUCGCUCGGGGCCACUCCAAGGCGCUUCUCGCCGGUGCGGCACCCGGAAGCAAGAUCGGGCCUGACGUCACUGCUACCAUCAAGGUCCGUGGUCCAGAGCCAGGCUAUGUGGCCACGCCCAUUGUCUUUGUGGCAGCUGCCCGGAGCAUUCUCAAAAAUGGCGAGGCGGUCAACAGGGGCGUCCUCACCCCGGCUGCCGCCCUGCACCGCACCGACAUCAUCAAAGUCCUCAACGAGGACGGCAGAGUGACGAUGAAAAAGGUGGCAUGA